CCGGAACUGUGUCACUGGCCGGAAACGACCACUGUGAAAGCGAACCUAAGCACCCACAGGAAGACGGGGACACUAAAAAAAUGACACGGGGCGGAAAAUAAUUCGGCCAAUAAUACCGUUUAAAACAGGGGAGAGUUGGUGCGGAGGACGGUUUGGGCGAAGUUAGGGAGUUAAGCGACGAGGAGCUGGUCUCUGGGUGACCGUUAGGCAACGAACCGAGCGGAAACUGGGUUUGGUUAACGGGGCGACAACAGAGCCGCCGUCGGGCCAAUGGAGAGGCCUUCGACACUGUUUUUCGACGGGAUGAGGAGGAAAAAUGACCUGCUAACCUGAAAUCGGAAACCGCCUUUGUGUACACGCACAUUUCGGCGCCUUUUUGUCUUCGCACAAGUUAUUUCAUGUCGUACUUUCAGAGCGGACUUGUCUGCACAUAAAACUUGUGUGUUUCGGUUGAACGCUGCAGCGAUGAAAGCGGAGCACGGUCUUUAUUUGGCUAGCUAGAUAGAUAGCUUGCUGGUUAGCGAGCGAACCAAGUGGGCGCCCAUGUUCACUUGACGGACUGUCUGGCUGGCAAAAAAUCACUUUUUUCUUAUCGCCUAAGUACGUUUUUCAAAAAUCAUUUCUUUGGACGCCGCCUCCCCCCAACCACCACCUCCUCCCCCCCACCACCCACCCCGCAUAGCACACAUACACGAUACUUUAACGUUUUUUAAAGGCGAAAUGAAUGAAAUUUUAACUUUUUAAAAAUCCCGCUUGAGUUAUUAAUGUUGUUUUUAAACGCAUUUGUGCGCUUUCGAGGGAUGUGAAAGGCUCUUCCUUCCCUCGUUGCCUUCCGCACUGAGAAAUUUCUCGUUGGAGUUGGAGUACAGAGAUUCAACACUUCAGCCCUCGGUGAGGCUGCAGAUGGCAGACAGAAAGAAGAACUUGGUCAUAUCACUUUUCUGUGCUCCUGGUCUUCCAGCCUGGACUUACAGAAUUUAGAUCCAUCCAGUGGACAGUCUUACCUUUUACCUUAUCACUUUGAAUUGAACAGAAUUGGAAAGACAACAUUUUAAGGAACACACAAAUGGGGACCAUUUCUGUGAAUGCCUGUGACAUAAAUAAGUAAGAGAACAUUCCCUCACCGCAGAAAAGGAACGGGAAGGAACCAGAGGAACACCCCUCAACAGUGAGAGGGAAAUGUUCCAGUUUGGAAAGUACCCUAUGGACAUUUUAGAAAUGCUUAGUGGACACCAGGCUCACCAGUUCAAAGGCCUGGGGCUGGAAAGGCAGCUGCAGCACCAACAGCAGGUUCAACUUCAACACCAGCAGCAGCUUCAGCAACAACAGCAACAACAGGGUGAGGCCUCUGGCACACUCCUUUCUGGACUGGGCUUAGGCUCUCUUCAAGGAUCGAGAAGUAAUGCAUUUUCAGAUUCUUCAUCUAUCUUUGCCAAAAUGAGUGCACCACCCCCACCUAUCCCACAGCAAACUCAGUCCUCUUCGUCACAAAGCUCACGCAAGUCUAGCAAGAUGAGCAGCAGCAGCAGCAGUGGCAGUGCGAGUGGGACUUCAGCUUCUGGCUAUCCACAAUUCUUACGUCCCUUUCAUCCUGCAGAGGCUGCUCUAGCGCAGGAGCAACUUCACUCAGGGAUGGGACGAUUUGAUUUCGCAGGAGGAGGUAGUAGUGGUGGUUCUGGAGUACUUGGAGGAGUUGUAACAUCUGCUCCUCCCCCACCACCCUUGCACCCUGGCCUCUCUGUGCCUCAGCCAUCCCCUGGACCAUCUUCUUCAUCGCCUUCUCCCUCUAGUUCAACCACCACAUCCAAUAACCCGCCUAGCAGUAGCAGUACAGUGGCUGGACUGGUUGGAGCCCAGUCUGAUGCUCGAAGUUUACACCAGCAAUUUAGUUGCAUGCUUGCAGCCAACCAGUACUUCCUGUCUGGAGUACCUGCCAAUGCCAGCUUGGAACAGUUUCUAGUUCAGCAGGGCCCCCAUAACCAUCUUGGUCUUUCAGACUCAAACACAGGUCUUGCUCCUCCCCCAGCUCUUCACCCAUCUCACACGCAUGGUCACCCAGCCCCUCAGCCUCAGCAGCAGCAGCAACAGCUACCACCUCAUGCCUUGUCUCACCCCCACAGCCAUGCCCACCCACACCACCCUCUUCACCCUGCACCCCAGCCAUCACCUCUUGGUGGGUUUGAUUUUCAAGGUAUCCCUGUUCUUUCCUCCAAUCAGCUAGCUUCUCUAAUGCAACAGGAAGCUGGUCUUCCUCUCCCACUCCCACUUCAUCUUUCUGUCCCAAAGGAUGAUGGGAAGGGGGAUGGUGGAUCUGGGGCUGGAGGAAGCGGAGGUAGCGGCAGCAGGAGAAAGAAAGCAAUGGCUGGUUACCUCCCCCAGAGGAAGACCGACGGUAGCAGUAGCAGUAGUGGAAGCAGUGCUAACUGCCACAGCAGCUCUGGUGCACAUAGUCAUGAUGGGUCUUCUGGCCUUGUUGGAGGAGGUGGAGGGGUUGGCAUGAGGGGUCUUGGUGGUGACCCCUCCUCCAUCCUCUCCUCUUCAACACCAUCCUCCUCCUCUUCUUCAACUGUCUCUUCCUCCUCUUCCUCUGCCCCGUCCUCAAACUCUGCCUCUGUUUUAGUAACAAAUGUUUCACAGAUGCCCAAAACUGAUAAUCAAUCCGCCAUGACUCCUACUGUUACACAGCCUGAGCCAGAGCCUCUUUAUCACUGUAGAGAAUGUGGCAAAACAUUCACACACCUCCCCAGUCUCCGUAGACACAUACGCAGCCAUGAAGGAGAAGUUAAUGAUCCCAAUAGCAGUGCUAACCCAAACCCUAAUACAAGCCACCAGCAUCAGUCAGAUACAAGUCUCCCUCACUCAACUCAGGAUGGCAUACCUCACCAAAAUGCCCAUCAUCAACAUGAGCAGAAUCAGCAACAGUCCAACCCAGACCUCGCUUCUUCCUCAUGCCCAAGUCCAGACAAGUCUUACUGUUGCGAUGAAUGCGGUAAAGGUUUCAAGAAAAGAGGACAUCUCCUUCAGCAUGGUGUUAUCCAUUCUGGAGCACGUCCAUAUGCUUGUUCUACCUGUGAGAGAUCUUUUAACCGUCGUGAAUCUCUCACUCGACAUGAGAAAAUUCAUGAAGAUAAGCCUUACCGCUGUCCGGCUUGUGGCCGCUGCUUUAGAGAGAGCACUUCUUUGCUUAACCAUGCUGCCUCUGGCUCAUGUGACAAACCAGGAAGGGGUUCAAGAUCUAGAAGCAGUGAUGGCAGCAGCUCAGUGAGUUCAGAAGGCAAGGUGGAAAGUGAUUUCCAAGGUCUAGGAGAUGAAAAAGGUUUGGGAUAUGAGAAAACUGAGGGAAGUGGAGCAGAAAUGUCCUGUGAUGCCCUGUAUCAACAGGAAAGAGGAAAUCCCAACACUGGUAUCAAAACAGAGGGCAAAUAUAAUUCAGCAUAUUCAAGAGAUCUCUACCAAACAUCCUACAGGGUUGAUGACUAUCGUCGGCCACAGGGUAAUCCGACAUCAUAUUCUGGAGAUGGCUCUUGUAGUAACAACAUGUCAGGCCCUGCCCUCAGAAAAGCUCCCUUGGCUCCAACACUUCACCCACACCCUGCAAAUCAGCAACAACAUCACCACCACCAACAGCAGCCUCAUCUUCCACUCUCUUCUCUCUUAGAUGACUCUGAAGAUGAAGUCACUAGUAGUGCCAUGUCUGCAAUCGCUGCAGCUGCUGCUGCCUCUGUCUUGCCUGCUGAAAUGAACACCAGUGGAGGACGAGAGGAACGAAGGGACAUAAUAGGGGGGUUGUUAGGAGGGCUUGGAUUUGGGUCUAUGAGUGGCCCAUCAUCGACUUCUGCAGGAAAUGGAGGGAACGAAGAGUGCUUGAAUGGAUCCAUGAUGCCCUUGUCUCAUCCUGCUCAGCAGCAGCAGCAGCAGCAGCAGCAGCAGCCUAAUUCACAAAAUGCCACAUCAGAUGCCAAACCGAAGCGGCCACGUAAGCCUAGACAAAAAAGGGAACCAAGACCUGGUGGUAUCCCUGGAGAGGGUGUGAAACGUCGGAGAAAUAACCAGAAUGGGGCUCGUGGGGAUGGCUCUGAACGGCCUUAUUUAUGCACUGUUUGUGGACGCGGCUUUGGCAGACGUGAAACCCUGCGCAGGCAUGAACGUGUUCAUACAGGGGAGAAACCAUUCCAUUGUGAUGUCUGUGGCAAAGAUUUUCGAGAACCUUUCCAUCUCACUAAACAUCAGACUGUUCAUUCAGGGGAGAAGAACUACAAAUGUUCCCUUUGUGGAAAAGAUUUUGGCUAUGCGCAAAGUCUGAAAAGACAUGAAAAGCUGCACCUAAGAGGGGAUUUCAAGCCAAGAAGGAGUAAAACUAAGUCUUCUGCAAACCGUGGAACAGCCAAUCAAGAAAGCAGUCAAACAAACACUGGUUCUUAUUACCCUUAUCCUCAGGAUAAAGCUCAAGAAUCUAGUGCUAGCACAUCAAACCAGCCUCCUCCUAGGCUGUACACAUGUGAAAUUUGUUGGAAGUCUUUUCGCCAUCACUUCCACUUGACUGCCCAUCACCAAGCUAUCCAUGAGCAUGGGGGGGAGAAACUUUUCUCAUGCGAGGUUUGCGGGAAAGCCUUUGCUUACUCCAACAGCCUCACAAGACAUAGAUUAUCACAGCAUGGGUUGGCACGCGCUGGACCAGCCACCCAAACAACAGGAAGUGGAUCGAGUGGAAAUACUACAUCCCUAACCGAAAGUGAAGCUGCCACCAAUGCUCUACUUCAUCUGACUCCGGACAGCGGAGGCCAUGGUGUACAGCAAACACAUUCGACUAUCUCCCAUACACAGCAUCUUCACUCUCAACCUGCCGGCUAUUCUCCUCUAUUCUACACACCAGAAUCAGCUCAUAAUACAAAUACCAGUGCCCCUUCACACUCCCAACACCCACACUACUCGCAUCCUACUGUAGGGCCCCUCCCCCAUCAACAGCCAGUAACUGGGAAGGGGCAGCAAAUUUAUUCAGGGGUUACGGGAAACCCCAUUCAUUCUGCGCCUCCUCAUGUCCAUAUUUCUUCCUCUUCACUGUCUCAACACCAGCAGCAGCAGCAGCAACAGCAGCCGCAACAACAGUCCUCUUUUGAGAUGCUGCCACCGCAUUUGCAACAUCCAGUUGUUCCAAUGCCUGAUGUUGCCCAGAAAAAGAGAAAAAAAUUAGAUUAGUCAGUGGGGGGCAGCUGGUGAGGGAGUUCACCGAUUUUGAAAAUGCUCAAAGGCAUAGAUUUUUAAAAAGAAAGAAACGUAGGCUUCAGCAUCAGCUUAAAGUGAAAAAGUGGAUA
This is a messenger RNA of Colossoma macropomum (tambaqui), 5312 nucleotides long. It is a transcript of the gene znf865, whose product is annotated as zinc finger protein 865. Bases 1180 to 5196 code for a protein of 1338 amino acids. The record is from RefSeq and is a predicted model, not a curated record. The transcript has 3 exons. Lineage: Eukaryota; Metazoa; Chordata; Actinopteri; Characiformes; Serrasalmidae.